AUGACGUUGGGGUCAAGGCGGGGCUUCCUCUCGUUCCUCGCCCGGCUGCGGCCGCCUCGGCGGUGGCUCUACAUCUCCAAAAGGGGCCCUCCGACUUCUCACUGGGCCAGUCCGUUGCUGGGUGGCGGAGCCCUACACUGCUCCCGCUGGUCUCAGAGCGGGGCUCCCUUCUCUUCAGAGUUUCGAGCAACUUUCCCCGCCUCUGGAGCUAAAGUAGCUCGGGGACCGUGGCCGCCGCAGGUGGGAGAGCCCCGGGCCCGGCUCUCUGCAUCUCCGCUGUGCGCUCGCGCUGGGCAAGCCCUGGGUGCGAGCACCCUGGGGGUCCCCUGCCUCGGCUCUGUGGGCGAGAUGCCUCUGGGACACAUCAUGAGGCUGGAUCUGGAGAAGAUCGCCCUGGAGUACAUCGUGCCCUGUCUGCACGAGGUCGGCUUCUGCUACCUGGACAACUUCCUAGGCGAAGUGGUGGGCGACUGCGUGCUGGAGCGAGUCAAGCAGCUGCACUACAACGGGGCCCUGCGUGACGGCCAGCUGGCGGGGCCGCGCGCCGGCGUCUCCAAGCGGCACCUGCGAGGCGACCAGAUCACGUGGAUCGGGGGCAACGAGGAGGGCUGCGAGGCCAUCAACUUCCUUCUGUCCCUCAUCGACAGGCUGGUCCUGUACUGCGGGAGCCGGCUGGGCAAAUACUAUGUCAAGGAGCGGUCCAAGGCAAUGGUGGCUUGUUAUCCAGGAAAUGGAACAGGUUAUGUACGCCAUGUGGACAACCCCAAUGGUGAUGGCCGCUGUAUCACCUGUAUCUACUACCUGAAUAAGAAUUGGGAUGCCAAGUUACACGGAGGGGUCCUGCGGAUAUUCCCAGAAGGAAAAUCAUUUGUAGCAGAUGUGGAGCCCAUUUUUGAUAGACUCCUGUUCUUUUGGUCAGACCGCAGGAAUCCACACGAAGUUCAGCCCUCCUAUGCCACCAGGUACGCUAUGACUGUCUGGUACUUCGAUGCUGAAGAAAGGGCAGAAGCCAAAAAGAAAUUCAGGAAUUUAACUAGAAAAACUGAAUCUGCUCUUGCUAAAGACUGACUGUGGUGUGCAAUCCGCUGGCCACAUUCAUUUAGUAACACUUCCUGAAAUGUUAAGUGUCAAGAUCCAAAGAGUCUGUACAAUACCCCUACUGCCUGCAUCGUUCAGCUCCCCACCUUGUUUGUGGUACUUCAUGUUUUCUUGCCGGGACUGCGUUGACCUUCAGACACUCUCUUUGCCAGAUGAACUCAUUUGCUAACGCCAGGAAUACCUGCAGACAUCCUAGCUGGCCAGCGGUUUAACGGAUAGACUUGGGAAUAUGGCUGUUGAGCCCAGGAUUGCCUCUUCUUCGCACUUUACGUCCUGAUUUGAAAGGAGGAGGUUUGCAAAGAAAUAAAUUGCUGACAGAUGCCACGAAGAGGCACCCUCAAAACCUUAACAGCAAGAAAGAGAAAUAUCUGAACGAUUUCCAGAUGUUGUUAACCAGAGACUGGACAAUUAAAAUGACCUAAUGACAUUAUCACCUCUAGAAAGGGCUGCUGCAUAGUGAUUGGUUUAUAAGCGUCCCGAGGUGGAUGCUCCUUUUUCCUGGUCCUACAACCUGUUCUUCCUGAAGGUCAUUGCUAGACCAAUGGCUCUCUUGUGGAAGGUGACCCCAGCAUUUAUGCUCUGUUUACUUCUUACUCGGGGAACCUAAUUAUCCAGAGAAUAAAACUUGCCAGGUAGUUUGGGUUGUUUUCCUGGUAUAGAAAUUUGAAGUUAAAUCAGAGGACAGAAAGCUUCCUGGUUAUUUAGCAUUAGCUUCUGCUAACUCUGUGGGAAGAGCAAAGUCUAGCGGUGUAGAUUAAGAGCACGGUGAGCCCUUUGGGAGGGGGAUGGGGUUGGAAGUGCAGACAGCCCGCUUUCAUCCGUGUUCCCUUUAUUGUUCAUCGUUUACAGCAAAGAACAGCAUACUGUGCUGCUCUUAAGAGAUGGCAAUAAAAAGACCUUAGAGCUUUUGGAGUUCUUCCACAUUGUCUACUCUGCCAGCCUCACUUGAGUCGUCUUGAUCCUUGAGAGCAACUGGUUGCUAGUGUGGACCAGAGUUGUGGAAUUUCCUAGAACCGUGGGAGGUCCUCCCACUGCAGGGCGAAGGUGCCACUUCCUCCAGAACUCUGCAUGAAACACCUAUUUUACGAAAGUUAGCCAUCCUAGUUUUUGCUGCUACUUCCCCAUCUUUUAAACCUCUUUAGUUUCCUUGCUAGAAUCCCACAAGCAGCAUGGGCCUGACAGUGCUCAGACAUACAGACUUUCCAAGAAAGGAGUUGACACUUUUCCUUUGAUUGUUUUGGAAAGUGUCCAGGAAGAACUGUCAUUCCUCCAUGCCCCCCCCCCCCCCCCCCCCCCCCGUGGCUCUGUUUUGUGUUUUAUUUAGUAUUUCCCACCUUCUAACUUGCAAUGUCAUUUCCUUAUUUAUUUUGUUUAUUGCCUUUUAGCCUAUGAUGUCUAGAGUGUUAAAUACAAUGAAGACAGGGAUUUUGUACGUUUUUGAUCCAUGCCACAUAUUCCCAGCACCUAACCUAAUGCCUGGCAUAUAGCAAGCAAGGGCUUAGUAAAUACAAGUUCAAUAAACUCAGUCUCCUCUGUA
Mastomys coucha (southern multimammate mouse) is the source of this 2635-nucleotide messenger RNA. RefSeq names its product egl-9 family hypoxia inducible factor 3 (gene Egln3). The transcript has 5 exons. Gene Ontology annotation, molecular function: peptidyl-proline 4-dioxygenase activity; L-ascorbic acid binding; ferrous iron binding. Bases 1 to 1068 code for a protein of 355 amino acids. Gene Ontology annotation, biological process: peptidyl-proline hydroxylation to 4-hydroxy-L-proline; cellular response to hypoxia. Gene Ontology annotation, cellular component: nucleus; cytoplasm. The record is from RefSeq and is a predicted model, not a curated record. Lineage: Eukaryota; Metazoa; Chordata; Mammalia; Rodentia; Muridae.